AUGUCUUCUUCAUGGUCCCUGGGCGAGGAGGAAUACUCCGCGAGGCCCUACGUCAAGGCCGCCCGACGCUCUCUCCAGAUACCUGAUUUAAAAACCGCCUCCACCUCCUCGAUACGCGAUGAUUUCUCGGCCCCAUGGAAAAAGUACGAAGAUUACUUAGACAAAGAAUCCUCGACACUAGGAAACGUGCAGCAGUUGAUUGAUCGGCUGUUAUGGAAGUACCUUUCUGUCCUGACGGCGCAGCCCUUCGAGGUCGCCAAGGUUCUGCUGCAAGCGAAGCUGGGUGAUGAUCCGGGAUCGCUGGCCGUACCCAAGCCGGCCCCGGUGCAGCCCGCCGCCAAAAUUUAUCCCGAAUCUGAUCCAGGCUCCGACUCCGAUGGCGAGCCCGCAUACUUCACCACCAACUUCCCAUCUACCCCGUCCACAUCCAAGGGUCGAAACACUUCCCCCAAGAGACGCCCGUCUACUCCAACCACGCCAUCACCACCACCCCGACCUCCGCAACAUCAACUUCAAAUUUCCAGCUCAGACUCUGUCCUCGAUGUUAUAGCUAAGAAUUGGAACAAGGAGGGAGUCUGGGGCACGUGGAAGGGCACCAAUGCCACUUUCCUCUACACGGUUCUUCAGUCGUGGAUAGAGAACUGGUCGCGCAGCGCCCUGGCGGCGAUGCUUAGUGUGCCCGAUAUUGGGGUGGAGGAGGACAUGCUAGAUGCCUUUACGAGAUCACCACAUCCGUGGACGACGCUCGGUGUUGCGGCGGCGGCGGCGGUGAUUACGGGAUUACUCCUGGCGCCGCUGGAUUUGGUUCGCAUAAGGCACAUUCUGACGCCCGCGUCACGUCGAACUCGCGGCUUAUGGGCAACCCUGAAAUCUUUGCCCUCCUACAUGUGCCCCUCAACCCUAUUUUUACCGACUGUCCUGCAUUCGCUCGUCCACCCAGUCCUCACCAUCCUCGCCCCCGUCGUCGUGCAAUCCAAGUUCAAGCUCGACCUGAAGCUCACUCCCGUCGCAUUUUCCAUUUCCAAAUUCUGCUCCGCCUCCGCCGCCCUCUUCGUUCGCCUUCCCCUCGAGACAGCCCUCCGUCGGGCUCAGAUUUCGGUGCUAUCCGCGAGACCAUACCUUGCGCCAUUUGAUGCCAAGGAAACGUCGCUCCAAACAGUCGUGCCUGUAGGCCCGUACUACGGAAUCCUGGGCACCAUCUACCAUAUCGCCGUCGAGGAAGGAUCGCGGGCACUUCCUCCUCGCGUGACCGCUGCCGCGACUAAGCGCCGCCGGCCAAUAGCCGAGACGGUGUACAAGCAAGGACAAGGCCUCGCGGGUCUUACGCGCGGAUGGAAGAUUAGCUUUGUUGGUCUUGUCGGUCUCUGGAGCGCCAGCGUCCUCAGUAAUAGUGAGGACGAGUUCUUUUGA
Molecule: messenger RNA, 1410 nt
Organism: Scedosporium apiospermum
Lineage: Eukaryota; Fungi; Ascomycota; Sordariomycetes; Microascales; Microascaceae
Exons: 3
Coding region: 1-1410 (469 amino acids)
Source: RefSeq, a predicted model, not a curated record